AGUGCGCCUCUAAACACGCAUUGGUCUUAGAAUUACAGAACGCAAUACCACCGUAGUUCUGAAAACAUGUUCAAUUUCAAGUGCUAAUUUGUAGAGAACAUAUUAGAGUAUAAUUUUCGUUCGGGUGUAUGUUUAGUUCCGCAACAUCCAUAGGGAUAAGAAUGAGAUUAGUGCAGUUGGGAGCGUUGUUCCUGCUAGCAAUGGUAGCUUGUAGCCGAGAAGCGUGGCAGAAACCCGGCUGUCAUAAAGUUGGCCACACCAGAAAGAUUAGCAUCCCGGACUGUGUAGAAUUUUCAAUCACUACUAAUGCAUGUCGUGGCUUCUGCGAAUCGUUUGCUGUUCCUUCGGCUCCAUUUGCCAUUGGGGCACACAAACCGAACCAACCGGUUACUUCCGUAGGCCAAUGCUGCAACAUUAUGGAAACCGAAGACGUUCAGGUGCGGGUUCUGUGCGUCAACGGAAUUCGCAAUCUGACCUUCAAGUCUGCAACCAACUGUUCGUGUUAUCAUUGUAAAAAGGAUUAGAUGUCUACUUCUGAGUGCAGAAUAAAUACUCCGCACUGUAUGUGAAGCAAAGGAAUGUGAUCACGCUCGUUAUUAUUAAUAUUCAAAUUUAAUCUAUAAUCAUUUACCUCUGAGCCACCCUUACGCAUUAGUGUGAUGACUUUGAAAUCCCUUUGGGAUGAUGAUGGUUACUGUAUAUUAAUGUACAUUUGUAGAUGAAAUAAACAAAUAUAUUUUUACACAAAUGAAGGAGUUCUGUGAGUACGAUAGUUACUGUAUCCUAAUAUCAACAAUAUCGAAAUCGUUAUCAAUGAUUUUUUUUGUUUAAUUCGUUUGCUCAAAUACCCUGAUUUACAUCAAAACCC
Messenger RNA from Malaya genurostris, 868 nucleotides. It is a transcript of the gene Gpa2, whose product is annotated as thyrostimulin alpha-2 subunit. The transcript has 2 exons. Gene Ontology annotation, molecular function: hormone receptor binding. The record is from RefSeq and is a predicted model, not a curated record. Gene Ontology annotation, biological process: cell surface receptor signaling pathway. The coding region runs from base 129 to 524 and encodes 131 amino acids. Lineage: Eukaryota; Metazoa; Arthropoda; Insecta; Diptera; Culicidae.